Molecule: messenger RNA, 1868 nt
Organism: Zonotrichia albicollis (white-throated sparrow)
Lineage: Eukaryota; Metazoa; Chordata; Aves; Passeriformes; Passerellidae
Source: RefSeq, a predicted model, not a curated record
GGAUGGACCUUUCAGCCAACCAGGACGAGGAGGGUGACCAGGAGACCUACCAGCUGGAGAUCAACAAGGACACCAAGAAAUGCGCCUUCCGCACCUACACCGGGAAGUACUGGACCCUCACCUCCAACGGGGGCAUCCAGUCCACAGCCUCCACCAAGAACGCGAGUUGCUACUUCGACAUCGAGUGGUGCGACAAGCGCAUCACCCUGAAAGCUGCCAACGGCAAAUACGUGACGGCAAAGAAGAACGGGCAGCUGGCAGCCUCCAUGGAGACAGCAGGAGAGACGGAGCAUUUCGUGAUGAAGCUGAUCAACAGGCCCAUCAUCGUGCUGCGCGGCGAGCACGGCUUCAUCGGCUGCCGCAAGGUCACCGGCACGCUGGACUCCAACCGCUCCUCCUACGACGUCUUCCAGCUGGAGUUCAACGAUGGUGCCUACAACAUCAAGGAUACCACUGGCAAGUACUGGAUGGUGGGGAACGAGUCGUCCGUCACCAGCAGCAGCGACACCCCCGUGGACUUCUUUUUUGAGUUCUGCGACUAUAACAAAGUGGCCAUCAAAAUCAAUGGCAAAUACCUGAAGGGCGACCACGCCGGGGUGCUCAAGGCAUCGGCCGACACCAUCGACGCCUCCACCCUCUGGGAGUAUUAAUGCACUUUAGGGUACCUCCUGUUGCCAACUUCUCUUUCCCUUCCUGUCCUCUUUUCCUUUGGGUUCUGUUUCUCCUCUCUGUAACAGGAUUUUCAGACUGGCUUGCCCUUCCCUCCUGCCAUAGAGUUGGUGCAUUAUGUGGGAGGUGGGUCUCCCUAAAUCCCUGUAAGAACUGGAAAAGUGGUGGGGCUGCCUGCCUAUAGCUUUGUAGAGGGGUCUGUCUCUAUCCUCCCUUCCCUGCCUCCCUCCAGGUUUGCUGGGCUUGGAAAUGGCCGUAUCCCCCUCCUGGCCCUGAGCAUCACCUUAGGUAGUUGAUUUUCCUCUCCUCGAUUAAAAAAAGGGAAUAAGAUCACCUCUGUGCUCACUUCUGCCAUAUCAGCACUGGCACAGCCUCAGGCUGUGCUGCCUGUGCCCCCUGGAGCCUCCAUCCUGUCCUGCCCUGCUCCAGUGGAGGUGGAGCGAUGGUGCUGGGCUCAGCUGGCUCAGCUGGCUGGUCCCAGCAGCUUCUCUCCCCUCCUGGACUGUGGGGCAGGUUCAUCCCCAGCUGAGCUGUAAGAGGUGACCUUACAUAUCACAGCAUCCCUGGGCAUGGGGCUGGCACGUGCCAGCACAUCCCUGUGGAAGGGCCAGCAAGCUGCCCCUCCCCAAACACCUGGAAAUGAUUCUUUAGGGCGAUCCUGUCUGGAAAGCCUCAGCCUUUCAUCUCAUGGAGCCCCGUGCUCCCGUCCCUCCACCCCUCCUUGUGCUCCUGGCUCUGGAGGAGCAUCCCAGACCCUGAUGGUGGGUCCAGCCUGCCCCGAGGCUGGUCCUGCUGCUGUGCCUGGAGGGGAGGGCGUGGGGGACACAGAGCCAGCCCGUGCCAGGGCGGGGGCUUCAUCCAGCCCAUCCCCAGUGGGCUUUGGUCCCAGCAGGAGCCGGGCUGGCCAACAUCAUCUCCCCGGGGCAGUGGCUGGAAGCAUAAACUGCAGAUUUUGGUUUACAGAAUAGAAAAGUUCCUUAGCAAACUUUGCACAGUGAUAUUUGCUCAGUACCUUCGAUGUUGUUUUUUUCUCUCUCAUAAAAUACUGGAACAGUGAAGCGAAUCACUGAACACCUAAUGCUGAAUUAGGAAGCGCCCGCUCCCGCGGGCACCCCGAGGGGGCAGCUCUUGGUCCCACCACCCCCAGGGCACCUGGGCUGGGCUCUCAUGAAUUGCAACCCUACUGGAAAAGGAAAAAA